Molecule: messenger RNA, 1710 nt
Organism: Brachypodium distachyon (stiff brome)
Lineage: Eukaryota; Viridiplantae; Streptophyta; Magnoliopsida; Poales; Poaceae
Product: scopoletin glucosyltransferase
Exons: 1
Coding region: 133-1620 (495 amino acids)
Molecular function (GO): UDP-glycosyltransferase activity
Source: RefSeq, a predicted model, not a curated record
UAGUAGGACAUGGUUUGCAGCUGAUUUGAACGUUGCAGCUCUAUCAUCAUCACUCUCUUGUUCGUAAACUGACCAACUAGCCGGCCGUGUUCUUCCCAAGAAGACCCGUGCCGGCGUUCCGGCCAGGCGGCUAUGGCUAGCAAAGACGAGCAGCAGCCGCCGCCGCCGCACAUCCUCUUCUUCCCGUUCCUCGCUCGGGGCCACCUGAUCCCGAUCGCCGACAUGGCCGCGCUCUUCGCGGCCCACGGCGCCAGAUGCACCAUCCUCACCACGCCCGUCAACGCCGCCAUCAUCCGCCCCGCCGUCGACCGCGCAAACGCAAACGCCAACAAUCCCCGUGUGGCGAUCUCCAUCUCCAUCUCCGUGGUGCCCUUCCCCGACGUGGGGCUCCCUCCGGGCGUCGAGAACGGCAGCGCCCUCAAGACCCCGGCCGACCGCGACAGCUUCUUCCGCGCGAUCCAGCUGCUCCGCGACCCCUUCGACCGGUUCCUGUCCGAGACCCACCCGGCCCCGGACGCCGUCGUCGCCGACAGCCACUUCCAGUGGUCCGUGGACGCCGCGGCGGCGCACGGCGUCCCCAGGCUCGCGUUCCUCGGCACCAGCAUGUUCGCGCGGGCGUGCACCGACGUCAUGCUGCGCACCAACCCGAUGGAACAACAUCAGCCGCCGUCGUCUUCUUCUUCUUCUUGCCCCGAUGACGAUGAUGACGACCCUGACGCCAUGGUUUCCCUGGCGGGGCUGCCGCACCGGGUGGAGCUGAGGCGGAGCCAGAUGGUGGACCCGCGGAAGCAGCCGGGGUCGUUCGCCUUCUUCAAGACCGUCAACGCCGAGGACCAGCGGAGCUUCGGCGAGGUCUUCAACAGCUUCCACGAGUUGGAGCCGGACUACGUCGAGCACUACCAGGCCACGCUCGGCCGCCGCGUCUGGCUCGUCGGCCCUGUCGCGCCGGCACCGGCACCCGGGGCACCUGACGCAGACGGAUGCCUGCGUUGGCUCGACAGUAAGCCGGCAGGAUCCGUGGUGUACGUCUCAUUCGGCACGCUGUCGAGCUUCGCGCCGGAGGAGUUACGGGAGCUUGCCCGCGGCCUGGACAUCUCGGGGAAGAGCUUCGUGUGGGUCGUCACGGGCGCAUCGGAUGAUGAGCAGUGGAUGCCGGAAGGGUUCGCGGAGCUAAUGGCGCGAGGGGAAAGGGGGAUCAUCGUCCGGGGCUGGGCGCCGCAGGUGGCGAUCCUGAACCACGGGGCGCUGGGGGGGUUCGUGACGCACUGCGGCUGGAACUCGGUGCUGGAGGCCGUGAGCGCCGGCGUGCCCAUGGUCACGUGGCCGCGCUUCGGCGACCAGUUCUUCAACGAGAAGCUCGUGGUGGAGAUGCUCGGGGCCGGGCUCAGCGUCGGGGCCAGGGACUACGCGUCAUUCAUCGCGGAGACGCAUCGGGUCAUCGAUGGCGAAGUGAUCGCCGCAGCCAUCCGGGGAGUGAUGAACGAUGUUGGCGACGGCUACGCGAUACGGAGGAAGGCUAUGGAGCUCGGCGUGAAAGCCAGGGCAGCGGUGGAGCACGGCGGGUCGUCCUACGGUGACGUCGGACGGCUCAUGGAAGAGUUGAUGGCUCGCCGCGCGUAGCUUGCAUUCCAUUGGGGAUGCUUGAAUGGAUGGAUUUGUAUGAACUGUUAACUGAAACUGGGAUCAUUGCUGUUGCUUCCUUUUUUUUUA